This is a messenger RNA of Oncorhynchus gorbuscha (pink salmon), 3109 nucleotides long. It is a transcript of the gene pank2, whose product is annotated as pantothenate kinase 2. Lineage: Eukaryota; Metazoa; Chordata; Actinopteri; Salmoniformes; Salmonidae. The transcript is spliced from 8 exons. Gene Ontology annotation, cellular component: nucleus; cytosol. Gene Ontology annotation, molecular function: pantothenate kinase activity; ATP binding. The record is from RefSeq and is a predicted model, not a curated record. Gene Ontology annotation, biological process: coenzyme A biosynthetic process. Bases 421 to 1746 code for a protein of 441 amino acids.
GAUCCAGCUUUUGUAAAAACAAAAAAUAAAAUUUUAACAUUUUAACUUUUCGAAUGAUCGUAACAGGAUAAUUAGGUUAAUGUUAUGAAAAUGGUUUAGAGUUAGAUUAAAUGCAACAACAACAAAAAAAUAUGAUACUUUUUGACGUUAAUUUGAUCAAAAGCUAGAUCCCUUUAACCGACUGGGACAUGUUGUUGAAGGGACGUUUAGGUUAGAAGGAAUUGGCUCAGAGCUCCUGUCACUCUUCAGCAUCAUCUUGUUGUGAAAACGAAAUGACAUCCAAAAAAAACAAACUAAAUUAUAGCUAAAAACAGAUCCAUUUUCAUUUAAGCUAUCUUGUCAGCUUGAGAUAUUAUCUCAGUCGGAACGCAGAAUUUAAUACUAAUUGUAUAUCAAGACGUCAUUCUUCAAUUGUAUUCAAUGGAGAAACGGAAUGGCCACCACGGCGAGAAUGAACCGAAGACCGGGGAGAACGAAGAAACGGCGCCUGCUCCACCGAAACAGUCGUGUUCAAGGAGUGACGAGUCGAAUAUGUUUAUAUUAGACGGUAACAACACGGAGACGACCACGACCGGGGGUUGUGCCACUACCGACGACCGACGCACAUCCACAUCCAACUAUUCGUCGAGGCAAAAGAUUGACUCCCUGGGAAAAAUCAGGCCACCCUUCCCUUGGUUUGGGAUGGACAUCGGUGGCACCCUGGUGAAGCUGGUCUACUUUGAGCCCAAAGAUAUCACAGCCGAGGAGGAGCAGGAGGAGGUAGAGAACCUGAAGAGCAUCCGGCGCUACCUGACCUCCAACAUCGCCUACGGUAAGACGGGGAUCAGAGAUGUUCACCUGGAGAUGAAGGACCUGACGAUCUGCGGACGCACAGGGAACCUCCACUUCAUUCGCUUCCCCACCCAGGAUCUGCCGGCCUUCCUACAGAUGGCACGCAACAAACACUUCUCCAGCCUCCACACCACCCUCUGUGCCACCGGAGGGGGUGCCUACAAGUUUGAGUUCGACUUCCGCCAGAUGGCUGACCUCCAGCUGCUGAAGCUAGAUGAGCUGGACUGUCUGAUACGAGGUGUUCUCUACAUAGACUCAGUGGUGUCCAAUCCUUCAGAGUGUUACUACUAUGAGAACCCUACAGACCCUGAACACUGUGUCCAGAAACCCUUCACUCUGGAGAACCCUUACCCUCUACUGCUGGUCAACAUCGGCUCUGGCGUCAGCAUUCUGGCCGUCUACUCCAAGAACAACUACAAACGAGUAACUGGGACCAGUCUGGGUGGAGGGACAUUCCUGGGGCUGUGCUGUUUACUGACUGGCUGCUCCAGCUUUGAGGAGGCUCUGGAGAUGGCGUCGCAGGGGGAGAGCACGCACGUGGAUAAGCUAGUACGGGACAUCUACGGAGGGGACUACGAGCGCUUCGGCCUCCCCGGCUGGGCUGUGGCCUCCAGUUUUGGGAACAUGGUGUGUAAAGAGAAGCGGGAGUCCAUCUCUAAAGAGGAUCUAGCCAGAGCCACCCUGGUCUCCAUCACCAACAACAUCGGCUCCAUCACCAGGAUGGUUGCGCUCAACGAGAACAUUGAGAGGGUGGUGUUCGUAGGGAACUUCCUGAGGGUGAACACCCUGUCCAUGAAGCUGCUGGCCUACGCCAUGGACUACUGGUCUAAAGGCCAGCUGAAAGCCCUGUUCCUCAGACACGAGGGCUACUUCGGAUCAGUCGGGGCUUUGCUGGAACUCCUGGAUCCAUCCUGAUUGCUACGGUGGCCCUGAAGGUCAAACUAGCACUUAAGACCCAAGGACUGCUCUCACCCAAAGCCAGACUCGCACUUAGACUGUUAAACCAAAGACUGUCCGUCCAGCAGGACCUUUACACUUCUAUCCUCCACACUCUAUUGGUGUGGUGUGCUUGCCUGUACAAGUAGCCAGGUAGGUGGGCUCUAUGGUAGACAAGUAGCCUGGUCCGUCUGCAUACGUUUGACAGGACUAUGAAUCCCACCAGGAACAACCACCGAUGUUGCCUUAACUUAACUGCUGGAUAAUCACAUGUCUGUUUAAACAGACAUGUUUAAUAUAAUUGCUUGAUUGCUCUGUCGCCAUCAGCAGCCGAUGGCUCAGCUCUAGAUGUUGACCUCCAUAGAAGGCUCCAUGGCUGGCGCCCAAUGGGCAUUCUACUGGCACUCGCGUCAGGGUUCAUUCCAGCCAAUACAGGAAGUACAUUGACGUUCCGAUUCUCUUCAAAUGCUUUUCAUUUAGGAAAAUGUGGAAUUUGGUUUACUUUCUCAAUUGACAGGAAUUGUAAUGUUACGUUAAAUUAAUGUUUUAUCUUUUACUACUGUGACGUUUUUCAGCUCAGCUGCAAAGUAAUUGCUACAUAUUGAUGGAAGAGGUUUUGAUUGAUAAUGGCAAAUGGAAUAUUUGUGGGUCUGUUUUGGACAUAAAUGUUAAGUUUUUCACCUGAAUGAACUGUUACCAACGAAUCAGACUCUUAUUCAACUUUACAUGAUAGUUACACAUUUAGUCUUUAUUCUGCCUUGAGACAAUCUCUCCUCUCUCUCUCCCUCUGUCUCUCGCUCUCUCUCUUGCUCUGUCUCUCGCUGUCUCUCUCUGUCUCUGUCUCUCUCUCUGUCUGUCUCGCUCUGUCUUGCUCUCCCUCUCUGUCACUCGUUGUCUCUCGCUCCCUCUCUGUCUCUCUGUCUGUCUCUUCUCCCCCAUACUAGUUUCAACUGUUGUCAUUAUUAGGCUUUACUUUAACUACUUUUUAUUCAGAUCACUAUGCUAACAGGUACUCUUCCUGGAGUCCAUACACAUAACUAAAAAUACAUUACAGUUUAAAUAAGACACGGUAGUAGACAACACAACACUUUCAGGGAUCUGGAUCUGCUAUAUUUGUGCAGUAUAGGGGUUUUGCCUCCAGAACACCCUGAAUUCUUCGAGGCAUGGAAACGUUGCAAGUAACGUACACAAGUUGGUUGUGUUCAGCCUAGUCAAAUCAGCUGUAUAUAUAUACAGUGCCUUGCGAAAGUAUUCGGCCCCCUUGAACUUUGCGACCUUUUGCCACAUUUCAGGCUUCAAACAUAAAGAUAUAAAACUGUGUUUUUUUUUGCACGCCCAAUUU